CCCUCCAUGAAUGUGAUAGCAAAGACCCAGCAAGGCCCCUCCAUGAAUGUGAUAGCAAAGACCCAGCAAGGCCCCUCCAUGAAUAUGACAGUAGAGACCCAGCAAGGCCCCUCCAUGAAUAUGAUAGCAAAGACCCAGCAAGGCCCCUCCAUGAAUGUGACAGUAGAGACCCAGCAAGGCCCCUCCAUGAAUAUGACAGUAGAGACCCAGCAAGGCUCCUCCAUGAAUGUGAUAGCAGAGACCCAGCAAGGCCCCUCCAUGAAUGUGAUAGCAGAGACCCAGCAAGGCCCCUCCAUGAAUAUGACAGUAGAGACCCAGCAAGGCCCCUCCAUGAAUGUGAUAGCAGAGACCCAGCAAGGCCCCUCCAUGAAUGUGACAGUAGAGACCCAGCAAGGCCCCUCCAUGAAUGUGAUAGCAGAGACCCAGCAAGGCCCCUCCAUGAAUAUGACAGUAGGGACACUGCAAGUCCCCUCCAUGAAUAUGAUAGCAAAGACCCAGCAAGGCCCCUCCAUGAAUGUGACAGUAGAGACCCAGCAAGGCCCCUCCAUGAAUAUGACAGUAGAGACCCAGCAAGGCUCCUCCAUGAAUGUGAUAGCAGAGACCCAGCAAGGCCCCUCCAUGAAUGUGAUAGCAGAGACCCAGCAAGGCCCCUCCAUGAAUGUGAUAGCAGAGACCCAGCAAGACCCCUCCAUGAAUAGACCCAGCAAGGCCCCUCCAUGAAUGUGAUAGCAGAGACCCAGCAAGGCCCCUCCAUGAAUGUGAUAGCAAAGACACAGCAAGGCCCCUCUUGGCAGAGACCCAGCAAGGCCCCUCCAUGAAUAUGAUAGCAAAGACCCAGCAAGGCCCCUCCAUGAAUGUGAUAGCAAAGACACAGUAAGGCCCCUCUUGGCAGAGACCCAGCAAGGCCCCUCCAUGAAUAUGAUAGUAGAGACCCAGCAAGGCCCCUCCAUGAAUGUGAUAGCAGAGACCCAGCAAGGCCCCUCCAUGAAUAUGAUAGCAAAGACCCAGCAAGGCCCCUCCAUGAAUGUGAUAGCAAAGACACAGUAAGGCCCCUCUUGGCAGAGACCCAGCAAGGCCCCUCCAUGAAUAUGAUAGUAGAGACCCAGCAAGGCCCCUCCAUGAAUGUGAUAGCAGAGACCCAGCAAGGCCCCUCCAUGAAUGUGAUAGCAAAGACACAGCAAGGCCCCUCUUGGCAGAGACCCAGCAAGGCCCCUCCAUGAAUAUGAUAGUAGAGACCCAGCAAGGCCCCUCCAUGAAUGUGAUAGCAGAGACCCAGCAAGGCCCCUCCAUGAAUGUGAUAGCAAAGACACAGCAAGGCCCCUCUUGGCAGAGACCCAGCAAGGCCCCUCCAUGAAUAUGACAGUAGAGACACUGCAAGGCCCCUCCAUGAAUGUGAUAGCAGAGACCCAGCAAGGCCCCUCUUGACAGAGACCCAGCAAGGCCCCUCCAUGAAUAUGAUAGCAAAGACCCAGCAAGGCCCCUCCAUGAAUGUGAUAGCAGAGACCCAGCAAGGCCCCUGUUGGCAAAGACCCAGCAAGACCCCUCCAUGAAUGUUAUAGCAGAGACCCAGCAAGGCCCCUCCAUGAAUGUCAUAGCAGAGACCCAGC
Erpetoichthys calabaricus (reedfish) is the source of this 1607-nucleotide messenger RNA. RefSeq names its product melanoma-associated antigen E1-like. NCBI's taxonomy places the organism in Eukaryota, Metazoa, Chordata, Cladistia, Polypteriformes, Polypteridae. The transcript is spliced from 2 exons. The coding region runs from base 7 to 720 and encodes 237 amino acids. The record is from RefSeq and is a predicted model, not a curated record.